Ramularia collo-cygni is the source of this 987-nucleotide messenger RNA. RefSeq lists its product as uncharacterized. The transcript is spliced from 2 exons. NCBI's taxonomy places the organism in Eukaryota, Fungi, Ascomycota, Dothideomycetes, Mycosphaerellales, Mycosphaerellaceae. The coding region runs from base 1 to 987 and encodes 328 amino acids. The record is from RefSeq and is a predicted model, not a curated record.
AUGCCUAGUAACCUCAAACACGACRUUGAGCCUUGGCGCGAAGAGAUCGAGCAACGUACAAGAGAUGGAGAGUCUCUCGAGCAGAUCGCCGCUGGUCUUUCUGCGAAAGGCUUCAAUACAAGUUCCAAGACCAUCGGAAGAUAUCGCAUUCAAUGGGGUCUGCGCCAACGUGCAGCGGGUAGAUGCGUCGGCAAGAAGUAUCCAAAUCGAAAAAGGAAGCUUCCCGACUCUGGGCCAUCAAAGACUGCUGGACAAGAUCAAAGAAAACAAGACAUCACAGAUCGUACACAGCGAGGCGAGACCGCAGAGCAGAUCGCAGAUGCCUUGACAGCACAAGGAUUUGAGCUGAAAAAAGGUGCUUCAACUGUAUGGCGCCUUCAAACUUACUGGGGAUUGAUCCCAUACGACCCCGCGAGAGCGCGAGGAAAGCACAGCAAGAACAGAACUUCCCCAUCCAAGACAACAUCGACAGCCCGCCGCAGGAUUCCACCAACUCCUGCCGACCCAAAGGCCUUCUACCCAAGUAACUGCGCAAAUGGUCCUCAAAGGCGUGCUCUCGCCAUUGCACCGCAUCCAAACGGCAGAGAUAGCAUGCCGACGAACAUCGAUCCGGAUUUCGACUCCGACCCAGAGCCUCUCCCAGACAUGAUGGACAACGAUGAGAUUACUUCUACGGCGGAACGUAGCCAGGACGCAUAUUCGUCUACGGUUCCUCGAAUACAGCCGGACCUGGUCCCAAUAGACGCCACUCACCAGUCUGUCGGCGUCGACGUCGCAGCACAUUUGAUGAGUGCAGAGCUUCUGCUGGAUCUUGCAUCAUCCACACUCGCAGCAGCAACCAGACUCAMAGAGCUCUACUCUGCGCAGCAAAUGCAGAGACCGGCGAAAGGUUCGCUGAGUUCGUCGMCGCCGACAAGCGAAGACAUUGCGCAUGCUAAACUAAAGGUUCGAGAAGCAGCCGGGGUCAUGUAUGAUCUGGCUACAUGA